UUACUUUAACCACUUGGUUGAUGGUUAGUGCCAUCAGCUUAAUGCUUUUAACUGCCGUAUAAAUAUUGCUGCGCAGUCAGCAUUUUUAGCUUACUACGGUUUUUAAACUUUCCAUCAUUUAUUUAGCGGUAAAAGUGCGCUAGUUUAAGGAUCACUAAAAUGGCUGCUACCAACCCGCUGCUGGUUUUGAUUUUCGCCAUUGCUGUUGAAGUUGCUUUGGCUUGUAAUGGUUACAAGGCAAGAAUUGUUAAAAUCGAAAACUGUGCCGGCCCAGAUGCCGUUAUUACGCUGGACGACAACUUUUCGGUGAAACUCAAUAAGAAAUGUGAAAUAGUCCCCACGGGCUGUGUCGCGAAUAAAGCUUUCAGUACAGCUAAUUCCAAAUAUAAGCUACAAAAGGAUGGCAUUGUCCUGAAGGAGGGGAAAUUUGAUUUGUGCGCUGCAGCUGAACACGUUUCGAAUGAGGCAAAAGAUAUGCUGAAACUCUUUGGCGCACCAGCCAGUUGCCCAGUGGCAGAGGAGAAAAUCUGUGCUAACGAUCAUCGCGUGGACUUGUCCAAAUAUAAAGCAAUGUUGAGCAUGGCCAAGGGCAAUAUUAUCCUAGAUUCGGAUAUUACUCACGAUACGGGUAAAUCAUGCUUCCACGUUGAGCUCGAGAUCUCAAAGAGUUAAAGCAGCUAUUGCAUCAAAGUAAAAAAUAAAUAAAUAAAAUCAUCGCGCUUAUGUGAUGUGUA
Messenger RNA from Ceratitis capitata (Mediterranean fruit fly), 734 nucleotides. RefSeq lists its product as hypothetical. Lineage: Eukaryota; Metazoa; Arthropoda; Insecta; Diptera; Tephritidae. The transcript is spliced from 4 exons. The coding region runs from base 160 to 672 and encodes 170 amino acids. The record is from RefSeq and is a predicted model, not a curated record.